AAAGAGCGGCUGAGCAAAACGUCCUUGAAGGCUGGUGACCUCCUGCGUUUCUUCAAGCACCCAAUGGCAGAGACCAGAGUUGCCGUGCGGUCAGCGGAGUACAUGGAAAACGCACUGCGCCUCAUUCAGCAACACGUCCAUCGAGUUCACAAACGCUCACUGAAUGCAACAGAUCUGUUAACACCAAGUGACCUGGAUGUUAUUGCACGUGUCACAGGCUGUCUAGCUGUAUGUCAGCCCCCACUCUGUAAAGACGACUGUUUUACAGACCGAUACAGGACCUUCACCUCUGUGUGCAACAACAGGACAAUGUUAAACCCAACAAUGUUCACAGGAGAUGUACGUGUCAAUGAACACAAUGAACAACUGGGGGUGUUAACCUUUCACAUGGUAUUUCUACGGAAACACAAUUGUUUAGCGAGAGAAUUGAAGAAGUUGAACCCACACUGGAGUGGGGAUACAACCUGUCAGGAAGUGAGAAAAACCCUGGGAGCUUUUCCACAGAUAAUAAACCACAGAGACUUUGCUUCCCUGAUAAUUGGAAACGGGGCAACACAGAAAUUUCUCCCACCUUAUGAAGACUAUAAUGAAUUUAUCAAUCCUGGUGUUGCUAAUAUUGUCUCAACAGCAGCUUUCCGUUUCAGACAUCUCAGCAUUCAGCCAAAGAUAUUCUGUCUCAAUGAAAACUUCCAGGAACACCCACAAUUCAAAAUCAUUGAUCUGGAAACUGAUCAGGGAAGCAAGUUCAGAAGCUUGUCACUUGCUCCCAGUGGAGUCGAUCCCCUCAUGUGGGGAUUGUUGGGCAAACCAGCCAAACUGCAGAAACAGGACAAGAUGUUACCAGACAAACUGCGGGAGAAACUGUUUGAACUGACCGCUCAUUUAGGCGUGGACCUAGGGGCCCUGAACAUGCAGUGUUCCCGGGAUCAUGGGAUCCCAGGUUACAAUGCUUGGCGGAGAUUCUGUAGCCUUUCAGCUCCCAAGGAUCAGCGUGAGCUUGCUCAGGUCCUCCACAAUUUUGAUUUAGCAAAGAAAGUCAUCAGCUUGUAUAGAACUCCAGAAAAUAUCGGCGUGUGGUUGGGGGCAGUCUCUGAACCCUUCGUAAAAGGUGGCAAAGUGGGCCCUUUUUUGGUCUGUUUAAUAGGACAACAAUUCAAGAACCUGAGAGAUGGAAACAGGUAA
Molecule: messenger RNA, 1182 nt
Organism: Stegostoma tigrinum
Lineage: Eukaryota; Metazoa; Chordata; Chondrichthyes; Orectolobiformes; Stegostomatidae
Product: myeloperoxidase-like
Exons: 7
Coding region: 64-1182 (372 amino acids)
Biological process (GO): response to oxidative stress
Molecular function (GO): peroxidase activity; heme binding
Source: RefSeq, a predicted model, not a curated record